AUGUUCUUUUUUCUAUCUAUCUAUCUAUCUAUCUAUCUAUCUAUCUAUCUAUCUAUCUAUCUAUGUCUUUUUUUCCAUCACUGUUUGAAUUACCUAUCUAUAUAUCUGUCUUUUGUGUUGUUUUUUUCAUCUAUCUAUCUAUCUAUCAUUCAUCUAUCUAUCUAUCUAUGUCUUUUCCAUCACUGUUUGAAUGACCCAUCUAUAUAUCUGUCUUUGUAUGUUCUUUUUCAUCUAUCUAUCUAUCUAUCAUCUAUUCAUAUCUAUCUAUCUAUCUAUCCAUUCAUCUAUCUAUCUAUCAUAUCAUCUCAAUUUCUAGCUGAGUCUGUUCAUAUCUAUCUAUCCAUCUAUCCCAGUCUGUUCCUAUCUAUCUAUCUAUCUAUCUAUCUAUCAAUACUCUUCAUCGUUCUUCCGAAAACAUUUCGCCUGCCAUUUUUACUUUUGUUUCAUCCUCUUUUCUUUCCUAUCUUUCUUUCUUUCUUUCUUUCUUUCUUUGUCGCUUUUUUCUUAACUUCUACCUCUUUCGUUAUUUUUCAAGAUUCUCUUUCUUUCUUUUCGCUUUUGUCUGAGCUUCAACCACUUUCAUUCUUUAUUACUUUUUCAUUUUCUUUCUUUCUUUCUUUCUUUCUUUCUUUCUUUCUUUUCUCUUAA
This is a messenger RNA of Acanthosepion pharaonis, 648 nucleotides long. NCBI's taxonomy places the organism in Eukaryota, Metazoa, Mollusca, Cephalopoda, Sepiida, Sepiidae. The record is from the annotation of a GenBank genome assembly.